Molecule: messenger RNA, 2403 nt
Organism: Corythoichthys intestinalis (scribbled pipefish)
Lineage: Eukaryota; Metazoa; Chordata; Actinopteri; Syngnathiformes; Syngnathidae
Gene: tspan2b
Product: tetraspanin 2b
Exons: 8
Coding region: 125-760 (211 amino acids)
Cellular component (GO): plasma membrane
Source: RefSeq, a predicted model, not a curated record
CUACCAUGACAUCGCUUCUUGAUGCACAAGUGUUUUGACUGGACUGUCGUGACUAUCCUUGUCAUCCAGCUCAAUCAGCCCUCUCUCAGGUCAUACUGUGUGGAAAAAAGUAAAACCGGCUAACAUGGGGAAAGUGGAAGGUGGGAUGAAAUGUGUGAAGUAUCUUCUGUUCGUGUUCAACUUCUUAUUUUGGUUGAUGGGAUCCUUUGUUCUGGCAGUGGGACUGUGGUUACGUUUUGACCCGGAAACUGUGUCCUUACUCAAUGGCGAUAAAGCACCGGACACAUACUUCAUUGGUGUUUAUAUCCUGAUUGGAGCUGGGAGUCUGGUGAUGUUGGUGGGUUUCUUUGGCUGCUGUGGAGCUGUUCGAGAAUCUCAGUGUCUGCUUGGUUCAUUCUUCACCUGUCUGUUGAUAAUCUUUGGAGCUGAGGUGGCAGCAGGUGUGUUUGGAUUCUUAAACAAAGACAAGAUAAUCGAAGAUGUUCAAAACUUUUAUGCAACAACAUACAAUGAAAAUAACAACAGCACAUUGAUUAUCUCGUACCAGAAAGUACUGAACUGUUGUGGGACGCUGGCAAACAACUGCCCUGAUCAAGAAUUAGAUACAAAGGACUGUGAAACAGGUAUCAAAGAUUUUUUCAACAGUAAACUUUACAUCAUUGGGUACGUUGGAAUCGGCAUUGCUGGGAUUAUGAUCAUCGGGAUGAUCUUCAGUAUGGUGCUAUGCUGUGCUGUACGCAACAGUAGAGAGGUAAUCUGAACGAGCCCGCCAGCCGAGAAAGACUGAACACACCCUCAACCCACAUCGGUCAUCUCCCAAGUCAUCUGGGAAGCAGCACGAGAUCCCAGCUGUUCUGCAUAUAGAUCCCCCUUUUCUCAGUCUUUUACUUCACAAAUUAGUACCAUGCCAAUGGGACUUAGUCAAUAACAUUUAAGUUCAUAUUAUGUUGCCGCAUGUCAUCUUUCAUAUUGUGAAAAUUUGGCAACCACAAAUUUAAACGCACAUACUGUCAAGGUCGUUUUCUUACCUGUACCUCUGAUCUUAGUAUUAGUAAAGGAGGGAGUAGGGUAACAUUUCGGUGCGACAUGCUAAUUAAACCUCUUUAUUGGAGUUCAAACUCAAAGCCAACAAUUGGCAAGGCUUGUCAAACAGGAAUACUCGAAAGAAAUUACUUAACUUGGCUCAAAAGACAUAUUUAGGCUAUUCUGUACCCAAUUCCAUUUUCCAUUUUUUGAAUAUAUAGAUCAGGAAUUUUGUCUUAUUACAGGCUAAGCAAAAAUCAGUGGCCUGGUACUUGAUAAAUAGCGCCAGGGUUCAGAAAUACACUCUUCAAAGACUAUCAACAGAUUAAACCGUAUUCUGAAUGAAUGAAUUAAUGAAUGAAUGAAUGUUGUAUUUCCUUCCCAUCAGUUAUUUAAAAAAAAACAUUUUUGGGAGGAAAAUCUUUUUGUUGUUGUUGUUGUUUCUAAUUCUAUCACUUUACGCUCCAUUAUGUAAAUAUUAUCAGUCAGGUUUUUGUAGUUGUGCAUUUCUGUGGAUCAUACUAUUUGUAGAUUCUGUUUUUAAAUAGUUGUACAGUCAGCCUUCCCAUAAAAACAGUAAAAAGAAAAAAAAAAGAAAGAAAAAAAGAAGAAGAAAAAAAUAUCCAAAUGGCCAAAAACAGACUUUCGAUGUGCCUUUUAUGGAGGAGCGAUUUUAGAGUCAGUGUGCUGCUUGGGUGUAGAAAGUAGAAGUGGUGUACAGUACAGUGCAGUGCAGUACAGUGCAGUACAGUUCUGUCCAGUAUGGUACAGUACAAUGCGUUUGUGGCGUUAAACUGCAUUGCAUUCGCCUGUAUAAAUUAUUUGUACACAUGAAUCAAUCAACUUCUUUUUAUUUAUGGUGUUUUUUUAGUUGUGUCACUUAAUUGUGUCUUCUUAGGCUCUUGGUAAGAGGAAAAUGUGUCCUAAAAUUCUUAUUGAUUAUACAAGUGAUCAAGCUAUGGUGGGACAUAUUUGUAUAUUACAUAUUUUAGUAGCAAUACCUGCAAUGAGAUGAUUCAAGGCUUAGGUUACAGGAUGUUAGAGGUCACUGACAAAUUUACCUAUGUGUUCUGGGGCACACGCCUAGUCUUGUAAUACUGCGAUUCAAGGGAAAGUAAAAGGUGUGCACUGCUUUGGUUUGGAAUGAUUCAUCCAUUGGUUAGAGGGUUUGUCUGGAUACUUUUUUUAUAUACCUAGUGUAAAAAUAGGAUGGACAACAAUUUGACAGUCACAUGCUUAUACUCUAUGUUGUGUAAUGUCACACACCGUUAAGCCUUUUUGUAGUCAAUUAUGUGUUAAUUUAUUUUGUUACCAUUCUGGACUACUCAGGUUCACACAAUACGUGUUUGAUGUAAAAUAAACACUUUAAAAGUUCUGAAC